Camellia sinensis is the source of this 721-nucleotide messenger RNA. Its product is annotated as histone H2B.9. Gene Ontology annotation, molecular function: structural constituent of chromatin; DNA binding; protein heterodimerization activity. The record is from RefSeq and is a predicted model, not a curated record. Gene Ontology annotation, cellular component: nucleosome. Lineage: Eukaryota; Viridiplantae; Streptophyta; Magnoliopsida; Ericales; Theaceae.
UCAUUCACUUUAUCAUCUCAAGAAUCUCCUUUGCGUUUCAUUUCCCUUUUAUUCUCUCUCAAAUUCCUCUCUGUUUUCCCGAGAUAAUUCAGAUGGCACCCAAGACGGCCGAGAAAAAGCCAGCGGAGAAGAAGCCAGCGGAGGAGAAGAAGACCACGGCGGCGGAGAAAGCUCCGGCGGAGAAGAAGCCGAAGGCCGGCAAGAAACUGCCGAAGGAGGGCGGCGCUGCUGGAGACAAGAAAAAGAAGAGGUCAAAGAAGAGCGUGGAGACCUACAAGAUCUACAUCUUCAAGGUUCUGAAGCAGGUUCAUCCUGACAUCGGGAUCUCGAGCAAGGCCAUGGGUAUCAUGAACAGUUUCAUCAACGACAUCUUCGAGAAGCUCGCUCAGGAGUCUUCUAGACUCGCUAGGUAUAACAAGAAGCCUACGAUCACGUCUCGGGAGAUUCAGACUGCGGUGAGGCUUGUUUUGCCUGGUGAAUUGGCGAAGCAUGCGGUGUCGGAGGGUACGAAGGCGGUGACGAAGUUUACUAGUUCUUGAAUCUCUAGGGUUUGUUUGCGGAGAUUUUGGGGCUAGGCAUUUAGGGUUAGUGUUUCAGUUUACUAUUUACUAUUUACUGUUGCUAUGUCUAAUUUUUCCCUCUUAAUUUGUUCUUGAAUUGGAUGGAUAUCAUGUAAUUACUGGUGUUUUCAUUCAGGAAUGAAAGUAAUUUUACUGUCUAA